Molecule: messenger RNA, 1660 nt
Organism: Babesia bovis T2Bo
Lineage: Eukaryota; Apicomplexa; Aconoidasida; Piroplasmida; Babesiidae
Exons: 2
Coding region: 86-1615 (509 amino acids)
Source: RefSeq, a predicted model, not a curated record
ACAUGCUAUAUAAUUACGCCAUUAUAUAAGCCGAAUACAACUCGGUGGUGGCCGCCUUUGGGUACAGUCACCGGAACCUUCUAGGAUGCACUUCCUAAAGGGGUUCGUUGACGGCAUUUUAGCUGAAGGCGCUGAUAGCGAUAAUGCCCCGGAAGGUACUUACGACUCCGUGGAAACACGUGACGGUAACACAUCGAUUCGUGACGACCCUCAUUCACGCGCACUUAAUGAUAUAUACCGCGAAACGCGCCGUGAGUGUGUAGCUUCCCUGGAGUUAAGAUAUGGCGAAGGAUGCGUGGAACAGCUGAACGCUGUGCUGAAGACAAACCACGAAACUGUGGAGCGUCUGGCACAGCAACUGGAUGAAACGUAUCAGUCGUUGACUGACUUUAACCGCGAGCUAGAACAACUAGCACAUCAGAAUCUAUCGUUACGUAAGAGUAAUGCAGCGCUUACGAACCAAGUUGAAUUGCUUACUUCGGAAAAUUCAAGCUUGCGGUCAGUUGUAACCAACGCCGAACUUGAGACUAAGUCUCAGGAAUCGCGCAUUGCUGCUUUAUGUGGUCUCCUGGAGGACAAUGCGGCUACUUUUAACGUGAUGAAGACUCGCUGUGCUGAGGUCUCCGAACGUGCCGCUGAAAUACGAAGCCUCAAGGACCAGCUUAAAAUCGCAAACGCACAGAUUGAGUUGAUUGCCGAAGAACGUAACUCUUUAAUAACUGGGAAUAUACCCAUUGAACAGCGCCUUAGAGAUGCUAUGUCCAGGCAGGACAGGGCAAUAGCCAUUGCCAGGAUGUUGGCCCGUGAAGUAGUCCACCUUAGGUCAGUAUCAGCUAACAAGGCCUCAAAGUCGCCACAUGAAAUAGAUUAUUGUGCUUACCUAGAUUUACAGAGACAAGUAGCCGAGCUUCAGGUGACAAUCGAACGACUAAGUGAUGAGAAUGCACAUUUGAAGGAAAUAAAUGGGAAAAUACAUAAUAUGUACGCUGACUUAAGCAAAUCCUCUAUGAGUUUGAAGGAGGAUUAUUUAAUGGAAGCUAUCCAAAGCAUGUCGCGUAUGCAUCAGAAGCAAUUGACGCCACUUCAAUUGAUUUUCGUGCAACCCACUCGUGUCCUCGACUUCGAGCUUGAUAUGGAAUUUAUACGUUCCUCGGCUAUAAAGUGCGGUUAUAACCCCAAUGUAACACAAGUUGCAGAACACGUUGAAACGGAGUCUGCAUAUGGGAAAGAACCUACUUCUCGGGAACAUGAUAUAAACCCCAAUACAGCUGUUAUAUCAGACAGUUCACUUACAGAACAAUGUAACAUGAACAAGACAUCAGGGCAACCAGUGAAGGAACCCAUAACUGCCCCCGAACGUCUCAACACAGCCAAGCAGGUAUGGGAUGAUGAUUUGGAUAUAUACGACGAGAUAUUAGCAAAUGAGCCGUGGCCGCCAUCGGCACGAGUGUCAGAACCCGCAAACGAACCGGAAGACAUCUUGUCAGUCACCACGGAACAAGUACAAACGAAAGUAACUGCACAGCGAUCGUUCGCUGCCGAUGUCAAGGUUGACCUGGAAAAAACCAAACAAGCAUGGAAUGAUGACCUUGAUGAACUGCUAAAUGAACAAUAAUGUCUUUAGCUAUAGAUAUUACACUGGUAUUCAAUCUGCAGUAAG